Molecule: messenger RNA, 2911 nt
Organism: Rhipicephalus sanguineus (brown dog tick)
Lineage: Eukaryota; Metazoa; Arthropoda; Arachnida; Ixodida; Ixodidae
Product: hemicentin-1-like
Exons: 8
Coding region: 79-2436 (785 amino acids)
Source: RefSeq, a predicted model, not a curated record
CUGGGUCCGUCACCUCCUUCGCCAUUGAGACUAAGCCUACUGGAAGGCGAACAGACGUCACUUCCUUGCCCCAUCAACAUGACGUCGAUGGAACCGGUGUCUGUCGUCUGGUUCCGCGUAGCAGACGUGAAGUUCAACUUGUCCAGCUACCUACCCCAAAGUGGGGACAACCACAUGGAACCAAAAAAGGUUUACGCGUUGGUGGCUCCAGAACCACCGUCGGUCACUGUGCUGGGAGCUAGUGUUGGACUAGUGGACGGUGCUCAUUGGAAGCAGCCACCAUGGACGGGCAGGGCGUUCUUUUCGCUGCUCAGCGACCCACCGGCUUUGCUCCUGAACCGGCUGAAUCGAUCCGAUACUGGACAGUACGUCUGCAACGUGUCGUACCGUAGUGAUAACGUAACCAACGCCGGUGCGACCGUAACCGAGGCAGCCGUCGAGCUGUUCAUCGCAGUUCCUCAGCAGCCUCCUGUGAUAAGGGACUCCGAAGGCAACCUACUGCGCAUGACAGCGGGGCCUUACGCUGAGGGCGACACCGUACGGCUGACUUGCGCCGUGCCUGCAGCCGAUCCAGAACUGAAGCUCACCUGGAGGCGAAAGGGCCAGGCACUGAGCUCGCCGGUAGCUACUGUAGCGACGACUAGCGGCGGCCGGGAGACCCACCUAGACCUCGGCCCUCUAUUUCGCGAAGAUCUGUUCUUGAACAUCAGCUGCGUGGCAACCAGUGACGUCACUCUGCCGAUGGAAAGCUCUGUGCUUGUCGACAUGUUCCUGCCGCCUGCCGAAGUAUCCGUAUGGAGCUGGCCUCACGAUAACGCGGAUGCCUCCGGCUGGGUUAUGGUCGCCCCUUCGGCAACGAGAACGACGUCUUCGGCUUUGGCUUCGACUUCGGCUCGCGAUACUGAGGAUAUCAUCUCGGGCACCUUCUCCGGUCGAGCCAUACAAUCAGCAAGCGCGGACUCGUCUUCAGCCUCCACUUUCUCCUCGCCGCGCAGCUUCGAGUGCGAGGCAACCGGAAGUCGUCCGCCGGCGAACAUCACGUGGUUCCUGGACGGACUGCCAUUGGACGAGCGCCUGAGCCACACUCGCGUCGAGGACAACGUCACAGCAAGUGUACUUCUUUUGCCGUCUUCGGAGCAAGCGGGAAAGCUUCUCGAGUGUCGUGCUAGCAACGACAACUUGCGGGAGCAUCGUGGUGUGCUCAGUCGCUACCUUGCCGUGAAUGUGUCAAACAAGCCGGAAGUAAGCAUUAAGCUAGGCACGGGUCUCAACGCGAGCCACAUCAUGGAGGGAGCGGACGUUUACAUGGAAUGCUCAGUCCUGGUCGCUUCGAGAAUCCCCCACGUCACGUGGAGUCGCGACGGUCGAGAGCUGGACGCCGACCUGGCCCGGGGAAUGGUGAUCACUUCCCGGUACUUGGUGAUCCGCCGGGUGACUCCCGGUCACGGCGGAAGCUACACGUGCCGAGUGACCAACACCCGGGGUGACACCGUCGAGAGCACGCCGCUUCUCAUCCGUGUCAGAUACUCUCCCAGGUGCGUUUCUGAAGAAGAGCUCGUCCUGAGCGUCGAGAAAGACGCAGCCGUGAACCUGACCUGCUUCGUGCGAGCUGAUCCCAGCGAAGGCCUGCGCUAUUUCUGGCUCGUGGUGAACGGCACGCGUGGCACGGAAGCCGCGCGGGAAAGCCAUCCUAACAGGCGCCGCCAGCAACUGCUCUUGCCAGUCGUGACGGAAUCCAACCGCCUGGAGAUCGUCCCCAACGCUUCGAUAUUCGAUGCGGCGCUCGCAUGCUGGGCGGAGAACGCCGUGGGAACUCAGGAGAGACGGUGUCGGUUCAAAUUUAUAGGUAAGGGCGUGAACACACCGGCCUUGACAUGCAGUGUGGGCAACUUCACCGACAACUCUUUCUCCCUGACCUGCUUCACACCUCUCGCCAACGUCACCACGACGUCGUCAACCAAACUAAGGCCGGAACGAAGACUGCGAGUACAGGUGUUCGACACCAGGAGGGGCAACCGAUCGGAACGCAGCUUCUGGAGCACGGACCUGGGUCCGGUUCUCGUCAACAGACUCCGCUCGGCCACCGAAUACUUGGUCGUUGUUCAAAUGCCUCCCGAGGCGAGCUUCAAGACUUACGCACGCACCCUGGGUCCGGCACAAACUCUUAUUGGCCAAGGAGAUCUCCAGAGGAACACACGUGGGGGACGCUGGACACUUGCCCUAAGCGUCGUCGUGUUGGCGUGCAGCCUCGCCGUGACUCUGACGGCACUGGUUGCCAUAUACUGCGCACACGUCCGCAAGAAGAGGAUGAAGAAGCGACGAAAGCCGCCCGACAAGGAGUGCAAGAGCGACACCAGUUCAACGAGUCGGGAAGACGUCGACUCCGUGCACAUUCGGGACCACAAGGAGUACCUCGCGGCGACGGAUGGCUGCUGACAGCGCAGACGGCAUGGGUGGUAUGCGAGAACUGGACGGGCAGUCAUCGAUAACAGUGACACAGAGAUCUUGCGAUGUGGAAUGCCGUUUGGUGACGUGACGACCAGAUAAUGGAGCGCGUGUUUUGUGGGCCACUUGCGUUAAAAAUGGUGAUCUGAGACUCAUGUGAUGGUCCAUGAAUAGACGAUCUUACUUAAGACGCAUGGGCGCCGCCAUCUUGGCUUGUUAAGCGAAAGUUUUCUUAUUUUUGUGUAUCGCGACGGUAAUUCAUAAGGUCACGAAACGUCCACUGCACCGACCCAGCCGUUUCCAUGCGUAUGCGCGUACAGUAGUACUGCUCGUUUAGUUAAAGAUACAAAACGGCAAGGACAAUAUUGCGGCACCGAAGCCCUUUCUUAAAAUAGACUAUAACAGACAACGGGACCAUUCAUAAUCAACGGUCUUCUCCACAUAGCCACGUUGUUUGUGGCGGUGA